Messenger RNA from Epinephelus fuscoguttatus (brown-marbled grouper), 1446 nucleotides. It is a transcript of the gene mettl27, whose product is annotated as methyltransferase like 27. The transcript has 6 exons. Lineage: Eukaryota; Metazoa; Chordata; Actinopteri; Perciformes; Serranidae. Bases 517 to 1203 code for a protein of 228 amino acids. The record is from RefSeq and is a predicted model, not a curated record. Gene Ontology annotation, molecular function: S-adenosylmethionine-dependent methyltransferase activity.
GGAGGGCAAACACGUAGGCUAGUGGUGUUGCUUCCUGGUACACCAAGCUGUGAAUGAAAAACACAGCGUUUUGUGUCGUUACAGUAGCCUACAUUUGGGAACGGUUGGGGGAAGCAACUUGAAAUCUGACCGAAGAGGAAACUGCACAAAACAACAACAACAACAACAACAACAACAAAAGGCUAAUGCUGGUAACUCUGUCACUACCAUGCGUGCUCAUCUCUUAUGUACUGUUAAUAGUUGUAGCAGCAGGCUGAGGUCGGCCAGAGUCCAGGCUCCUACACAGUGCAAUUCAGGGUUUAAAAUAAUUUUCUAUUUUUUGCUAAUAGAAACAUGAAGCAAGGAAGUGGUUUUCAGUGUAGCAGUUGCACAGUGUUUUAAAUCGCCCCCACAUACUCCAUAUUAAUAUAAUGGGUAACCAGAAUUGAUUUGGAGAUAUUUUCAGAUUUGUUUGCCUGCACAUGAAAUCACGAAAGGAGUCACUGAAAGGCCAAAUCAAAACCAAGUUUUUAUACAAUGGCAGCUGCCACUAACACAUUUGAAAAUGUGAAAGCGGCCGUCUUAUCAGCUCAUAAGACCACCACAUCAGCAGAAAAGGUCGACUUUUACAACUCCUGGGCAGAGAACUAUGAACAGGAUCUGGAAGUUCUGGAGUACCGUGCACCAAGUCUGGCAGCAGACAGCAUCUCCUCUCAUUUCAGCAGUGACCGUGAAGCAGCUGUAGUGUUGGAUUUGGCCUGUGGCACAGGACUGAUGGCCAAACAGAUGAAGAGACAUGGAUUUGGACAUUUUGUGGGUAUUGAUGGAAGUGAAGCUAUGUUGGAGAUGGCCAGAAAGAGCGGAUUGUACCAGGACCUGAAGCAGUCCAUACUAGGAGAGGGGCCGCUACCUUUCCAGUGGGGUUUGUUUGAUGUGGUCGUGAUCAUUGGAGCACUGAGUGUUGGUCAGGUCCCGGUUAGUGUCGUCAGAGAGAUGUGCAAGUCCACCAAACCAGGUGGCUAUAUUUGCAUGACAACUAGAAGUAACCAAGACAAUGUGGAGUACAAAGCUGCCCUGGAGUAUGAGCUGAAGCUGAUGGAGGAUGAAGGGCUCUGGACUUGUGUAGAGGUCACUGAGGUGGAAGACUGGGAGAGAGCGGUGUCAGAGCAGGAGGACGGCUAUAUAUCUGGUGCUGUGUACCUUUAUAAGAGACUACAACUAUAGUACAUUGCAGGACAAUGAUGAUGGGACAUCUUAUCAGCAAAGGUACACAACAACUGAAGAAGAUACAAAAUAAAGAUAUGGAGCUCCAGUCGCCAAUGUAAAUAUAAGACUCCAAAUGUUGAUGAAUAAAUGUUUCAUUUUCAUGUUUAACAAUAUUCAUGCUACAUGCAUAAGCAUGCUGCAGUAAAAUUGGUAUCUGAUGAUGUACAUUAUCUUGUCGAUAUGCAGUAAAGUCUUCUAGUA